GUUUCUGCCCGACAACUCCCAAAUCUUCUCUUCCUCUUCCUUCUCAAUCCGAUUGUUUUCUGAAACUAGGUUGCGAAUGCGGAUCAAACUUUUUGUAUUUUUGUUCACCCAUUUCCCACUAAAUUUUCAACUAGGAAAAAAAUGAAAAAAAAAAACGCGCCCUGUUUCUUCUGUACAAACAGAAUUGCCGGGGAGGAAGGUCCGGUGGUGGUGACACUUGGCGAGAUCUGCUGCAUCGGUGGUAGCAGUGCCACCUUUUUCUGUCCGCUGUUGAGCUUGUGCUACACGUGGCAUGGUCCUCCCUUCGCUUUGCAGACAGCAUUUUCAACGCAAAAGUUCACCCUUUUUUCUGCUUCCUUUUUCUGUUUGCGAAAUUCGAUGUAGAUUAGAUUUAGAUUAGUCCUAUGUGUCUCUUGCCGGGUUCUUCUUCUCGGGACUCAUGCUUGCAUUGCACCUCUUUGUUCCAGCGAAAAUGUGAGAUUUUGAAGAGAUCUGCCAUUGCAAGGUUCAGUUUCAGCAAGAGCUAAACUCGAUCGGAUUCAGACCGCGAAGCUAAGCUUUGCGAAGGAGGAUGAAGCCGGCGACGUCGGAGUCCGACAUGACGAGCCUCGCGACGUCGUCGCCGUCGCGGUCGCCCAAGGCGGCGGCGGCGGCGUACUACGUCCAGAUCAGCCCGUCGCGCGACUCCCACGACGACGACGGCGACAAGUCGCCGUCGACGCAGGCCACGCCGGUGUACAACAACAGCCCGCUCGACUCGCCGUCGCACCACUCCUCCUCCUUCGGCCGCCACUCCAGGGUCUCCUCCGCCAGCCGCUUCUCCGGCAACCUCCGGUCGGCGUCCGGGAGGAGCAGGCUUGGUGGCGGCGGCGGCCGGAGGCGGUUGGGCGCCAAGGGGUGGCGCGACGUCGACGCCAUCAUCGACGAGGAGGAGGAAGGCGCGUACGACGAGUUUGACGACGACGACGAUGGCGGCUAUGAGCCAUCCAGAUGCUGCGUCCUCGCCUUCCGAUUCUCGCUUCUUGCUCUAGCCUUCACCCUCGUCUGCCUCAUCGUCUGGGGAAUCGCUCGCCAUUACAAACCUGGAGUUCUUGUCAAGAGCUUGACAGUGGGGAACUUUUAUGCCGGAGAAGGUAUAGACCGGACCGGGGUGCCGACAAAGCUGGUGACAAUGAACUGCUCUCUGCAGAUAAAUGUUCACAACCCUUCCACGAUGUUCGGCAUUCAUGUCUCUUCGACAUCGAUUCAGAUCUUGUUCUCGCAAAUCGCGAUCGCCAACGGUCAGUUGGAGAAGUUCUACCAGCCAAGGUCAAGCCAUCAUGUCGCCUCGGCGAUCGUUCAUGGCGAGAAGAUCCCUCUCUAUGGAGCUGGAGAAACAUUCGCCUUGUCGAAUGCUGGAGGUGCUGUGCCACUGACUCUAGACUUGGUGGUAAGAGCUAGAGGGUAUGUGAUUGGUAAGCUUGUGAGGGUGACACACACAAAGCGUGUGAAAUGCCCGGUGGUUAUCGAUUCCGGUAGCUCCAAGCCGAUUAGGUUUAUCCAGAGUGCUUGUAGUUACACCUGAUGCAGUGCCUUGGCCUUCUAUAAUCUCAAUAAGGGCUGUGAUCAUGUACUCCCUCCGUAUCAUAAUAUAAGGGAUUUUAAGUUUUUGCUUGUAACGUUUGACCACUCGUCUUAUUCAAAUUUUUUUGAAAUUAUUAAUUAUUUUAUUUGUGACUUACUUUAUUAUCUAAAAUACUUUAAGCAUAACUUUUCAUUUUUUAUAUUUGCAAAAAAAAUUUGAAUAAGACUAGUGAUCAAACGUUACAUGUAAAAAAUCAAAAUACCUUAUAUUGUGGGACAGAGGGAGUAGAUAUUUAGGUCCUUCAUGACAUGAGCAAACAAGAAAAUAAGCAGUAGUUUUAUCUUCCAAUUUUGCCAUGUUGAUAUCUCUUGCUAACAUAUUGUGAUGUCGUUUUAUCAGUGUUACAUGUCAUUGCGCUUUGCGACAAGUUUUUAUACACUAAUUUAGAAGUUGGUUUUAAACAA
Molecule: messenger RNA, 2028 nt
Organism: Oryza sativa Japonica Group (Japanese rice)
Lineage: Eukaryota; Viridiplantae; Streptophyta; Magnoliopsida; Poales; Poaceae
Source: RefSeq, a predicted model, not a curated record